GGAAUUUUCUUUUCUCCUUUGUGUUACGAUUGGGUAAUGUUGAGAGCAUUUUCAAGAAGUGUUUUUUUUCUUGCCUCCAACAAAACAACCUUCAAAAACUUCACCUUUCUUCCUCCUAUCAUGGCCGCCGCACAGUUCACCACCAACAGCCCAGCUUCUUCUCCGUCCCAUUCUCAUAAUAGCUUCUCCGUCAAGAGGGUGGGUACCCACCACGGAAGCUUCCACUGCGACGAAGCUCUGGGCUGCUUCAUGAUUCGCCUCACUAACAAAUUCGCCAACGCCGAUAUCGUCCGUACUCGUGACCCACAGGUUUUGGACACUCUUGAUGCUGUACUUGAUGUUGGAGGGGUUUAUGACCCAAGUCGCGAUCGUUAUGAUCAUCACCAAAAAGGUUUUGAGGAGGUUUUUGGCCAUGGUUUCAACACUAAACUCAGCAGUGCUGGACUCGUGUACAAGCAUUUCGGGAAGGAGAUAAUUGCAAGAGAGCUCAACGUUGAUGAAGAGCAUCCUGAUGUACAAAGAUUGUUUUUAGCUGUUUAUAAGAGCUUCAUGGAGGCAAUUGAUGCGAUCGACAACGGAAUUAAUCAAUACGAUACGGAUCUGCCCGCAAGAUAUGUGAAUAAUACACACUUGUCUUCACGGGUAGGAAGGUUAAAUUUGGAUUGGACUGACCCGGAACAAUCGCCUGAGAAGGAGAAUGAAGCUUUUGGUCGUGCAAUGGCUCUGGCUGGUAGUGAAUUCAUGGAUAGUGUGCGGUUUCAUACAAGAUCAUGGUUACCUGCACGGUCAAUUGUUAUGGAUUGUCUCGCUGAAAGAAAAGCUAUUGAUCCAAGUGGAGAAAUAAUGGUUUUGAAAAGAUUUUGCCCUUGGAAGCUUCAUUUGUUUGAGCUUGAGGAAGAGAUGAAGAUCGACCCCCCAAUAAAAUAUGUCCUCUAUGAGGAUGACAGGAGCAAAGGUUGGCGAGUCCAAGCUGUAGCAGUAUCACCUGAUAAGUUUGAGAGCCGGAAAGCCCUGCCAGCUCAGUGGCGAGGCCUCAGAGAUGACGAGCUCUCUAACUUGUCUGGGAUUCCGGGUGGUGUGUUUGUACAUAUGAGUGGGUUUAUUGGUGGAAACAAAACGUACGAUGGCGCUCUAGCAAUGGCCAAGGCUGCUUUGAAGCUCUAGGGCACCCAAAAACACAUUAGUUUAGCAACAGUACCGCUCCAUGCAGCCGGUUCCUUCCAUUUUCGUCAGGCAGUAAUCGGCUUUUGUUGUAGGAUUUAUCCGCUUCACAUAUUUUACUUCCAGUUGAACUAAAUCCUAGUAUAAAGAGAGGAAGCACAUCCAUUAAUAUUGAUUGACCUCAAUGUUUGACAUAUUUACUACAGUGAGGGUUCAUAUGGAACGUUUUUGUUAUUUGAGUAUCGGUUCUGAAAGCCAUUCAAGGCUAUCUCGAAUGUCCUUAUUUGAUGCUUUGAUUGUUUCUUCGUAUUUCACUAA
Messenger RNA from Oldenlandia corymbosa var. corymbosa, 1479 nucleotides. The record is from the annotation of a GenBank genome assembly. Lineage: Eukaryota; Viridiplantae; Streptophyta; Magnoliopsida; Gentianales; Rubiaceae.